GGGAAGCCCUGACCCACAGUAGAAUAGAGAAGCCCUGACCCACAGUAGAAUAGGGAAGCCCUGACCCACAGUAGAAUAGAGAAGCCCUGGCCACAGAGGAUGUUAAACUGUAUGUCCAAUACAAAAUAGUCUUCCAUGGUAACUCUACUAACAAGACAAACCGUUGUCCACCAUGAUGAAAUGGUUCCAAGAUGGUUCCAAAAGCACCAGUUUUAGAGGGAUACAACAUAUUAUAUAAACUGCAGUGAUCAGGUUAUCUGCACCAAACUCCCUCCUUACAGAUGGUCUGGUUCAUCAGGUUAUCUGCACCAAACUCCCUCCCUACAGGUGGUCUGGUUCAUCAGGUUAUCUGCACCAAACUCCCUCCCUACAGAUGGUCUGGUUCAUCAGGUUAUCUGCACCAAACUCCCUCCCUACAGGUGGUCUGGUUCAUCAGGUUAUCUGCACCAAACUCCCUCCCUACAGGUGGUCUGGUUCAUCAGGUUAUCUGCACCAAACUCCCUCCCUACAGGUGGUCUGGUUCAUCAGGUUAUCUGCACCAAACUCCCUCCCUACAGAUGGUCUGGUUCAUCAGGUUAUCUGCACCAAACUCCCUCCCUACAGAUGGUCUGGUUCAUCAGGUUAUCUGCACCAAACUCCCUCCCUACAGGUGGUCUGGUUCAUCAGGUUAUCUGCACCAAACUCCCUCCCUACAGAUGGUCUGGUUCAUCAGGUUAUCUGCACCAAACUCCCUCCCUACAGAUGGUCUGGUUCAUCAGGUUAUCUGCACCAAACUCCCUCCCUACAGAUGGUCUGGUUCAUCAGGUUAUCUGCACCAAACUCCCUCCCUACAGAUGGUCUGGUUCAUCAGGUUAUCUGCACCAAACUCCCUCCCUACAGAUGGUCUGGUUCAUCAGGUUAUCUGCACCAAACUCCCUCCCUACAGGUGGUCUGGUUCAUCAGGUUAUCUGCACCAAACUCCCUCCUUACAGGUGGUCUGGUUCAUCAGGUUAUCUGCACCAAACUCCCUCCCUACAGGUGGUCUGGUUCAUCAGGUUAUCUGCACCAAACUCCCUCCUUACAGAUGGUCUGGUUCAUCAGGUUAUCUGCACCAAACUCCCUCCCUACAGAUGGUCUGGUUCAUCAGGUUAUCUGCACCAAACUCCCUCCCUACAGGUGGUCUGGUUCAUCAGGUUAUCUGCACCAAACUCCCUCCCUACAGAUGGUCUGGUUCAUCAGGUUAUCUGCACCAAACUCCCUCCUUACAGAUGGUCUGGUUCAUCAGGUUAUCUGCACCAAACUCCCUCCAGACAGAUGGUCUGUCAGGCUCUGCAGGCUACAACAGACAGAAGACAUGUACAUUUCUCACCCUGAACAUGGCCAGUAUAUUGGCCUUGUUGAUUUGAUGAUGUUUAAAUUGAUAUGGUGCUGGAAUAGCGGAGGCGCCUGUUGUCUUUGUGGUAACAAAUCAGUGGUUGUUUAAUAAACUGUUGAAAACGACAACUUGAUUGAAUGUGGACUGAUAUUCCUCUCCGGUUUUGUGAUGAAACAAAUGU
Molecule: messenger RNA, 1535 nt
Organism: Oncorhynchus keta (chum salmon)
Lineage: Eukaryota; Metazoa; Chordata; Actinopteri; Salmoniformes; Salmonidae
Exons: 3
Coding region: 282-1385 (367 amino acids)
Source: RefSeq, a predicted model, not a curated record